CAGCGCGACUAUUGUAACUGUUUUUCUCACAGGCGAGAUUGAGGCGGCACCGAGCUUUACUUGUUAAGUGUUUUUAUAUUUUAGGCUUAAUUGCGUGUGGGAAAGAGCACUAUGACGGAUUUUAAUGCAUCCGGAGUCAUGCUGCCUUUGGAUGACUACUACAAACAGUGCGUAGUGCCAAAACCCAAAAUACCGCCCCGAUACUCAAGUAAUGGCGUCUCCAAGGGCGGUAAACGACAGGCGGGGCACUUGCGCUCCUACAUGAAUCUGGAUCAAAGUGGCGACGACUACUUUGAAGAUAAAGAUUUCCAGGGACCCAUUUGUCAAGAAAAUGGCGCCAAUGAGAUCGAUACUAAUGUCGAGCAAAUGAAGUUUGAAAUAAAUGACUUUGAUAAGAUGUACUGGGAGCAGGACUCCCACAGCUCGGAGGCCUCACAAAGCUGCGCAUUGGGGCGUGUGUAUGGUAACAACGUCAAUCGGCCAUCAGAAGCAGAUCCACUAUCGCCCAAUCACCAGGCACGUGGUCACGUUAAGUCGCGACUUGAUCUGAGAGAUGGCUCUCGACUCCAUAAUAAUAUAAACCAAAUGCGCAACCAUCAGUACAAUCACCAUAAUCGCCACAAAUUCCAUCGUCGUCAGCACCAAGCUCAGAGCUCCAAGGAGCAGAGCCUACGCACCGCCUACAAUGCCUUAAGCAGUCAAACAAACCAUGCCAAUCAACAAACUGACAUACUAAUGAAUAUAAACAAUCACUUCCAGUAUACCCACCAGGCACCCAGUGAUCUGCGUGGCAGGACCAUCAACAUUUGUCCUGACACCUACGACUGGAGCGCCUCCAGCUCUAUCGGCUCUUUAAUCGAAUCGGUGUCCCUUAUGCCGGAUAAUCGUGUCAAGAACGGUUUGCCAUGUGAAACCAUCACGCGUUACACGGAUAUCUCAAAGGAUAUAUUAGCUGGAGAAACGCAGGAUAUUCAUAAGCCGCAGACUGGUCUGGACUCCGCCUCAGUUGAUUCUGAGAGCAUGAAAGUCAGUAAAAUGGCCCAUAACGUAAUGCUCUUACUAAAGAGCGUUGCCCAGCAAAACAACCAGGGAGACUCCUGUGACUCUUUCAAGAACUUCGACUGGAUAAACGAGCCGGUUCAGGAAUUUCAAAGUGUCGCAUUUCCUAAACUUAAUGGAAGGGACGUACAGCAGCGUUUUAACUAGACAACCGACACCAAGUUAUACUUAAAGGACAUAUCGAAAUAAGUUAUUCUUAAGUAGCAAGCAGCUCAUGUUUAAAUUUAAAUUCGUCGGAUUGGCGGGCACUUUCUGUGCGAAUUGUAAGUCGACGCAGGCAAGAAGAAGACUAUUUCGACGGGGGCCUGUGAAUGCCAGGGGUGAAUAGUCGCCGUCUGCUUUUUUUUAUAUAGAACACAUAUUUCGGCUGAUAAGAAAAGGCUUCGCCCCUUAUCAGUAAUGCACAACAAGAAGUACACACGGACGAACGAGAUGUGAGAAGCGAAAGCGGACGAAAAUAGAAACAAACGGCGAUAAAUUUACAGCGAAGGCGAUUUUAUAUACAUAACCGAUGUGCCGGAGAGUAAUAAUCAGUUAAUCUGCCAAGCCGCCAGAGAGCGGACGUGAAAAUGAUCAUCGGGAUCGGAUAGCGGGAUAGUUAGUAGUGAUCGUAACCACGGAUAGUGCUAAACACUACCUUCAACCUAUGUUUUGUGCCUUGUCGAACGUAAAACGGACACUUAUGUAGAUAUUUCGUAGUUUGGGCAAAUGCAGUGAGAAAUGGCCAACUGAAGAAAGAGCCAUCGAUUCUUUUCAUUUAGUUCUUUGUAAAACAUAUUUUUUUUCUAAACGAUUUUCUCAGAGAUUACAAAAUAAACUUAACGCAGUACUCUAAA
Molecule: messenger RNA, 1895 nt
Organism: Drosophila yakuba
Lineage: Eukaryota; Metazoa; Arthropoda; Insecta; Diptera; Drosophilidae
Exons: 3
Coding region: 112-1206 (364 amino acids)
Source: RefSeq, a predicted model, not a curated record